AUGCGGUUUAAGCAGUACGUCUUUGGCCAGCAAGUCGCGGUGGAGUCCGACCACAAACCACUCGUGGGCCUACUGGACAAGCAAGUAGCCGACUGCUUCCCUCGCAUCCAAAGGAUGCGCCUUCAGCUUCAAAGUUUUGACUUUCGUCUGGUGUAUAAGCCAGGAAAGGAACUAUUCAUCGCCGACACCCUCAGCAGAGCUCAUUUGCCUGUGUUGUUUACAGAUGACGCCACGGAGGGUUGCCAGGAACAAGUUCAUGCCGUUUUAGACCAUGUUAUCCCUCUCCAGAAUACGCGAUCUCGUUACAGUCGAGCCACUGACGAGGAUCCGGCUUUGAAAAUAGUCAAGGAAAUGCUGUUGACGGACUGGCCCGACAAAAAGAGUCACUGUCCACUCCCGGCCCGGCCGUAUUGGAAUGUGUUCCACUCCCUCAGUGAAGUAGGCGGCAUUAUCCUUUAUGGAGAAAGGCUCGUCGUUCCAGUAUCGUUGAGAAGAGAGGUAAUGGACGGCAUCCAUUUUGGUCACUUCGGUGAAGUGAAAUGCGUCAGGAGAGCAAAAUCGUCCGUCUAUUGGCCCGGUUGUGACGACCAGAUCCGUAACAUGGUGGCCAGCUGCCCGUCGUGUCAAGAAAAUCGGCAUAACAAUCCAGCAUUACCCCUGUUUCCCACCCGCAUCCCGGUCCACCCAUUCCAGAAGGUAUCAGCCGACAUCUUCCAGUUUGGCGGUGUCCACUACCUGCUGUUAGUGGAUGAGUACAGCAAGUGGCCGUGUGUGGCGACACUGCGCACGCUCACGUCGUCAUCCACCAUUGAAGCCCUCGGCGGAUUUUUCGCGGAUUUCGGGACCCCUGAGGAGAUUAUAUCCGACAAUGGGAAGCAGUUUGACUGCGUUGAGUUUAACCGUUUUUGUGCAAAACGACAAGUUCGUCAUUUGACUUCCAGCCCUGAGUUCCCGCAGUCUAAUGGUCUGGCAGAGAGGCACAUCCAGACAGUAAAAAAGACCAUGUUGAAAAUGUUCCGGGACGGCAAGUCCCUGUGGGAAGUCUUACCAGCAGUCCGCUCAACGCCAGUGUCGGACCAGUUACCAUCUCCCUCCGUGCUCCUACAAGGCCGCCAUCUUCGCGGCUCACUCCCGUUCCUUCCGUCUGCUCUCACCCCGAGGUUGGUCCCCUCAUCGUUCGUGCAGCUGCAGUUACGACGACGACAAGGAAAGGUUCACUUCAAGAAUACACGCUGCACUGACGUGCGCUCAUCCGCCCUAUUUGUGGGGCAACGAGUCAGGGCUCGUGUCAACUCUCGGUGGCAGCCAGGAACCGUUGAAAAGGUGUGUGCAGAGCCGAAUUCAUAUCUGGUCCGAUUAUCGGAUGGCCGACUGUUUCGCAGAACACGCUGGGCCAUCAACAUUGAUCGUUCUUCGUCGUCACCACUGGACGCACCCAGUGAGCCCCUACUGCCUCGAGAUACGACAAAUGGAGCCUUGGAGAGUAUAGCAAACCAGUCGGUGCUUUUCCCGUCGCCAGGGCUGACGCACUCUGUUCCAGCGCCAGCAACGCCUCUCUAUUUAACCCCAUCGGUGUGCUGUGACACACCUUGCCCUAGUUCCGGGUCAGUACUGGCCAAGUCUACAACAACUACCCAACCGGAGGUUCGUUCUACCCCUUCGCGGGAUAAUGCCUCGCCUUUAGCCGUGCGGCCAGCCUACCCCAGCCCAGCGCCGGGGCCACGUCCUGAGCGCCAGGCCAUCAGCGGUGCGGUUUGUGGGGAUACCCCAGUAAGGAGUGUGCCGGCCCCAAUGUUCACCCGUUCUGGCCGCCAGUUUUCCCGCCCGGUAGACCCGAGUUAA
Daphnia magna is the source of this 1842-nucleotide messenger RNA. RefSeq lists its product as uncharacterized. Gene Ontology annotation, molecular function: nucleic acid binding. Bases 1 to 1842 code for a protein of 613 amino acids. Gene Ontology annotation, biological process: DNA integration. The record is from RefSeq and is a predicted model, not a curated record. Lineage: Eukaryota; Metazoa; Arthropoda; Branchiopoda; Diplostraca; Daphniidae. The transcript has a single exon.